Ambispora leptoticha is the source of this 249-nucleotide messenger RNA. The record is from the annotation of a GenBank genome assembly. Lineage: Eukaryota; Fungi; Glomeromycota; Glomeromycetes; Archaeosporales; Ambisporaceae.
CCAGUACAAGAAAUUGUAGAUUUCGUUAAAAAGCUCCGAGGCGAAGAAGUUAAGCACAAAGAUUACAUUCGAAUAUCGAAAGCUAUACUGCUUUCUUCGCAAGAAUUCCAUUUAUUAACUUAUGCCUCGCUAACAUCAGAGCGUGAGAAAAAAAAUGCAGAGGAAGGAUUACGAACUCAACACCGAAAAGAAGAAAAUGGAUGGCUUCUGGAAAAUCCACAACAAAAGCCACUCAGCAGUUGGACAUGA